AGCUCUGAGCAGGGGAGAAGUGGAGAGUUACGAAGAAGGGGAAAGCCUUUUGUUUGGCGUAGAGAACAGUGAAACGCAUGGAGCGAAAGAUUAAUUAGUCGUGCGCGCCCGGAAACACGCAGAAGCAGCUUUCCAUGCCUCUCGCGUCCUUGAUGGGAAACCAACUGGAUCGGAUCACGCACUUGAGCUACAGCGAGCUACCCACUGGGGAUCCGUCGGGCGUGGAGAAGGACGAGUUGCGCGUCGGCGUCGCCUACUUCUUUUCCGACGACGAGGAGGAGCUUGACGACCGGUCGCUCGAGCGUAGCCCGAGCGAGGAGGGUGCCGUGGACACACUGGACGAGCUUGAGUACUCGGCCUUCUGCUGCCACGAAUGCAUCUUCUCCAAGGUGCGCGCGCGCGAGGAUCUGCGCGUGUACCCGGUGCCCACACUGCUCGCCAUGUGCAAGCCGGGAGACGUGCUCGAGCUGGUGGCGAGCGCUCAGGCGCCGCACUGGGCCGUGUUCGAAGGCGAGGACCAGGUGAUCCACCUACACAAGGGCGAGAUCCGCAAGGACAGUCUGUUUGACGUGAGCGGCGGCCGCCGCGGGCGCAUCGCAAACGACCGCUACCGGUUCCGGCCGCUGCCUCCUGAUCUGGUGGUGCGCAACGCGAGCGGCCAUCUGGGGCUAAACCGCGCCGAUGUGUGCUGGACGAGCUCUGAGAGUUUCGCCGCCUGGUGCCGCUUCGGCAAGCGCGAGUUCAAGGCGGGCGGCGAGGCGCACUCAGCCGGUCAGCGCUACCUGCUCAAGGUGCACCUGUCUGAGAGCACAGUGCACACGCUCGUCUUCCGCAGCCUCGAGGAGCUUAUACGCGAGCGGAGGCGUGUGGACGCCAGCGGAAUUCUGGAGGAGCUCUCUCUGCUCGACGGCAAGCAGUGAGCGGAUUUGCAAGGUCGUGGGCUGGUUUUGUUUGUUUUUUGUUUUGUUUUUUUCACGGACAAAACAUCACGGACACAAUCUGGGGACAGCGCACGCGCCUGCGGCAAGGGAUGCGUGUACCCUUAUUUAUUUGAUAUUAUUGCUGUCUCGUCUUUAUUUUUAUUUAUUUUUUUCAGGAAUGUGCGCUUUUGAGUUUAAAGCUCAGUAUUUGCAAAGACAACGCCCUUUUUGGCUCGUGCCGUGUGAUCGGGUGCACUCCGAACACCACGGACCUUCAACAGAAUAAUCCAAUGGCCAUUGAUCAUAACUCAGAUUGGACCCUGGGAAGCUCAGCCGAGCCACACAGGUGCUGGAACGGAUUGGGGCAGAUGGUGCGCGCUCCGGAUUUUUUAUUUUAUUUUAUUUUUUUAACUCCCAAAGCUUUAGCAUUAAAAGACGAGUCACGGAGAUCACGCGCCACUGCGUAACGAUUGCUAUCCAAACACGGCGACCUUUUACACACGUCUGGCUUUUCUUUUAUGACAACACGCAAAAUGUACAUUUUUCUUCUCAUUUCUUUUUUGGAGUCCAUAUUUUUGUAUUUUAGUUAGGCGGCGGAGUCUUUGUUUUAUGAAAAUAAAACUUGGAUUGCUCUCUGAA
Messenger RNA from Neoarius graeffei (lesser salmon catfish), 1559 nucleotides. It is a transcript of the gene lratd1, whose product is annotated as LRAT domain containing 1. Bases 135 to 920 code for a protein of 261 amino acids. Lineage: Eukaryota; Metazoa; Chordata; Actinopteri; Siluriformes; Ariidae. The record is from RefSeq and is a predicted model, not a curated record. The transcript has 2 exons.